AUGCCUAUUGUGAAAGUAUUCUUUGGAAUGUCGGUGAGAAGAGCUGAAGAGGAACAGCCACAGGCGGUGGCUGAGGUGGAAAGAUCGGGACUGGAAACCGAGAAUUCGGAGGACGUCCAUGUCGGAAAGCGGCGUACCACCAGAAGACAAGUUGCUGGUGGAAAAAGUCGACUUCGACGAAGAUUCGGAGGUCGACAGAAAAUUUCUGAAGAAGGAGUUGAUGUUGGCAAAGAAGUUGAGUCGGCCGAAGCUCAAAAAGCGAAGAAAGACGCCAAGGAAAUCCAGAACAAGGGAGAAGCUUCAGAAAUCGUAGCUGGGAAACGUGAACGUUCGGCAUCCAGAAGAUCCUCUUCUGGUAGAUCGAAGUCUGACGAGUCGAGAAAGGGAAAGAGGAGCGUCUCCUUCCGUCGUUCGAAGUCUGAAGGAAGAAAGUUUCUGAAACCGAAGAUGACCAAAGAGGAGAAGCAGGCCAAGAAACUGGCUCGUCAGGAGGCCAAAGAAACUGCCAAAACCUUCAAAACAGCUCCAGAAACUUCCGAAGAACGCCCAGAGAUUCUCGAUUUCACUCUUGCUCCAAUGACAAAGGCCCUGGCCAUAAAACUUCGCAGAGACGAGCGUAAGCUCAAGCGUCAGGCCGUGAAGAAGGCUCUCAAGGAUCCUAACCGCAUCCGUCUUGGAACUUUCCAGUACGGAAAACUCGUCAAUGUACCAGCAGCUUUCCGUGAUAUGAGAAAACGAGCAGGACGUCGUUGA
This is a messenger RNA of Caenorhabditis briggsae, 753 nucleotides long. The transcript is spliced from 4 exons. The record is from RefSeq and is a predicted model, not a curated record. NCBI's taxonomy places the organism in Eukaryota, Metazoa, Nematoda, Chromadorea, Rhabditida, Rhabditidae. The coding region runs from base 1 to 753 and encodes 250 amino acids.